Aphanomyces invadans is the source of this 1463-nucleotide messenger RNA. RefSeq lists its product as hypothetical. Gene Ontology annotation, biological process: negative regulation of transcription by RNA polymerase II; chromatin organization. Bases 26 to 1345 code for a protein of 439 amino acids. Gene Ontology annotation, molecular function: chromatin binding. Lineage: Eukaryota; Oomycota; Saprolegniomycetes; Saprolegniales; Verrucalvaceae. The transcript is spliced from 6 exons. Gene Ontology annotation, cellular component: pericentric heterochromatin. The record is from RefSeq and is a predicted model, not a curated record.
ACGGUUUUCACCAGCCUAACUUGAGAUGGCGACCGAAGUGCAGGAAAUCUUGGAUCGAACGACCAAGAAGGGCCGCGUGUACUACCUCGUGCGAUGGAAGGGCUUCACUUCGGAUCAAGAUACAUGGGAGAGCCGCGUGGACCUUCGCCAGGACGGGCAUUUCCAUCACAUUCAAGUGUUUGAACUAAAGCGAAAACAAGCAGAGGACAAGGAAUUCGACGAGCGCAACGGCGAUGCGAUUGUACCUGUGGACGCAUUCGCUGAAAAGGCUUCACGCAAGGGCCGCCCGAGCAAGAGUCCGUCGCGUGGUCGUAGCCGCAGUGUCAAGCGUGAUCCAUCCACGCCGCGCCGCGCUCGUUCGACGUCUCGAAAGACCAAAAGCGACUCGUCCAGCGACGACAAAGCCAAAGCUUCGGCACCGACUGUGGUCGAUCUGUCCUCCACUGCGUCGUCGACCGUCGAAUCCUCGACCGUAGUCACGGAAAGCAUCUUUAACUCGUCCAAGUCCUUCGCCGAAACCACGACGACCACCACUGUAGACGGUACCCAGGCCGACGACGAAGGCGACGACUCGGACUCGGUGUUCAACUCGUCCUCCAGCGCCCCAUCCAUCCCAGCGGACGUGGACAACAGCGUCGUAUCCGAUGCUGUUGCCGACUUGGUCAAACAAGGCUGGCUUGUCCAAGCUGUCGGUAUCUUGGUCGUGUGUCUCGCCAUGCUCGGCCAUAUUUUGGUGCCCCACAUCGAAGCCAACAUCCCCAUGUCUCAAGAAGUCAAGACUGUGGUUUUAAUUCUGACCAAGACCAACUCGUUGCCGCCCCUUGUGACGCUCGCUCUCGUUCUGCGCGGGCAAAACAACAGGGGGCUCUCCAAGUGGAUUGCGAUCUGCCUCGUGUGGCGCACUGCCGCGGAAGUGAUUUUGCAAUUGCCCGACCCCAAGGUAACCAAGAUCAUCCGUUGUCGAUGGACUUUAUCAAAACCGGGCCGCUCGAAACUCGUUCGUGUACUAGAGCUUGUACUUGACCAUGGCACUUCUGUGCGUGGGUGUGGCCGACAUGGCUGGGCUCGUCGCGCUUGGGUCGGCAGUCGGGGGGAGCCACCCCGACUACGACGUGUUCACACAAACCCUGUGCAGUUUCGGGUUUGCGCUGCUCGUGAUGUCGGACAGCCUCUUAUGUCCGUUGCACCAAGUGCUUGUGCCCCUCCAAGCAAUGCGAGUCCUCAUCAUGUCCCUGGCGACCGUCUUUUUGUCGAUGAGCUCGAUCUUGGCCGAAGUGUAAAUAUGCUACAAAUUGGGUCGUCAAAGCGAGAGUUGUUGGAAAUAGCGGUCGAAGGGCAGAGGUAGUACAAGGGUUACAUGGUGUUUUCCUAGAACGACUGGCUGUGGACGGCUGCCGUAAACGCUUUGGGCGCAUCGCGAUGAGACAACACAUUUCAUUCAACUGGGGUUUACGGGGUCGCUA